CUCACGUCCCCAUAUAAUGCACUAUUUCGUUAUCUCAUCUCUUUGCAGCUGCUUCCCAUUCUCUGGCGAUCACUCAGAGCAGAGAGGAGGAGCAACACAGACCAAUUUGCGAGGGAUUCUACAUGUUUGCUUCUUUGCUAUUUUGAGGUUCUCUCACCUGUGUCCAUAAUUCAAAAGAAUACAACUAUAGGAGGAAUGGAGUUGGAAGGCAAACUUGAAGCGGAAGCGGAAGAUAGGAUCAGUGAAUUACCAGAUGCAAUUCUUUGUCACAUACUUUCGUUCCUUCCCACCACAUUAUAUGCUGUGCGGACUACUAUUUUGUCUACCAGAUGGAAAAACGUAUGGACUUCCGUUCCCAACCUAGUCUUUGAAGACAGAGAAUUCCCUGGAAGAUUUGAAGCUUUUAUGAUGUUUGUUGAUCGUGUAUUUUCAUUACGCAACAACUCGUCCAACAUCCUGAAAUUUCGUUUCCUUGGUGGUAGCAAUGUAGAAAAGGAGGAUAUCUCUCGUAUUGAUCGCUGGAUAUGCACUGCUGUCAGGGGUAAUGUUGUUGAACUUGAUCUUCAGUUUUAUUCUGGAACGUUUGAAUUCAAAAUGCCUCAAAGCGUGUUCAUAUGCAAAACUCUGGUGACUUUGAGGGUAGAAUCAGAUUGUAUUAGCUAUGCUCCUCCUUCAACAUCAGGUCCUUUCCCAAGUCUUAAGCUCCUUGAUUUUACAGCUUUUAAUGAUUAUACUACCUCACUGGUAAAGCUUUUUCCUUUAUGCCCGGUUCUUGAGGAUUUGGUGAUUGGUAUAAAUGGUUAUGAUAAGAAUGUCAGAAUCUCUGCACCUGAAUUGAAGACGUUAAGGAUACACUCUCCAUGGGACGAGGUUAUUGAGUUUUUUUAUUGAUUCCCUAAAGCUUGAAUACCUUGAUGUCUGUGACCAAAGCUUGGAUUUGGCUUCUCUGCUAUAACUAUAAUUUGCUAGAAAAAAAAGUGCAUCAUCUGGCCCUUAAAACUUCUUGAUGUUUCUUGAUGUGGCAUCAGCUGGCCCUUAAAACUAUAUUUGACGGCUAUGAUGAAAUCCAAGCAAAUUAUAAAGCUUAUCACCUUAUUCUUUUGAGAAUGCAAAAUCCUUAAGUCACAGCCAAAAUUUUUUUCAACUAUGAAGAUGUUGACUGUGCAUCUAGGUUACUGGGAGGAGUUUCCUGUGUACAAUAUUUGUCUCUUGAAGCUCCUAAUUUUUUGGAAUGCCACCUGCCCACUUUCAACCAUUUGAAGCAAUUGAAGCUACUUGUCUUUUAUUCCUCUGACUGGGAGGAAUAUGUAACAGAGUUGACAGAGUUUCUCAAGAGAUCACCUUGUCUUGAACAUCUUGUUUUAGAAAUUGGUUUAAUCGGAUCAAAGUGUGAAGGAGAUGAGGAGCCCUUCAAUCCACCUGAGUCUGUGCCUAGUUGUUUGCUUUCGCACCUUAAAACGAUUUCCAUUUCUGUUAAGGGAUAUGAAAAUCAGUUACAAGUCGUAAAGUAUUUGUUGAAGUUCAGUGAAGUUCUAACUACAAUGACUAUUUCUCUAAUUUCCUCACAUUGCAAGGCAAAACAGGAGUUGUAUGAGGAAAUUUUAACGUUUCAAAAGGGGUCGAAGACUAGUGAGCUUGAGUUUGUCUAAGAUGCAGUCCAGUGACUUGCCAAAGUUGUAAAAGCAUCAUCUUUGUUGAUCGAAAUGGAUUUAUUUUUGCAGUAAAGCAUCAUCUUUGGAACUUGAAGUUAAAUUUGUUUAUAUUUCCUGUUUCUACAUUUUGAUGUAUCUCUUUCAUUGUCUUGAUCAGUCAGUUAUCUUAUAUGUAUAUCAAUGAAACGACUGC
This is a messenger RNA of Rosa rugosa (rugosa rose), 1845 nucleotides long. RefSeq names its product F-box protein At3g03040-like. The record is from RefSeq and is a predicted model, not a curated record. Bases 196 to 891 code for a protein of 231 amino acids. The transcript has 2 exons. Gene Ontology annotation, molecular function: protein binding. NCBI's taxonomy places the organism in Eukaryota, Viridiplantae, Streptophyta, Magnoliopsida, Rosales, Rosaceae.